AUGAAACUAUCGACUUCAGCCAAAAAGUGUCCAAGUCAUUUGUCUCGAAAGGAGACUCGGUGAGUUCCGUUCGGAUUAAGACUGUUGUAUGACUACGUGCGAUAUGAUUCAGAAGAGAAGUGAAACCAGAGUUGAGCGGAAUCGAUUUUUUGAAAGGCGGAAUUAAAUUUUUUUGGCGGAAGGCGAAAAGACGCGGCAUAGACACGGCCGUUACUCCUCCGAUUCAUGAAUCAGAAGAGUGUUUCAGUGAGUUAGCAGAGAAUUUUAUAACUCGUAGAUGAGAAUUUCAGAUUUUGAGGAUGGUGUCUCCUACAUCGCCUGCAUUUUCACUUAUAACAACGUGUCUUUUUUCAGUUAUGAACGUGACGAAGACUAUACAAUCACUGAUCUCUAA
Caenorhabditis sp. 36 PRJEB53466 is the source of this 394-nucleotide messenger RNA. The record is from the annotation of a GenBank genome assembly. Lineage: Eukaryota; Metazoa; Nematoda; Chromadorea; Rhabditida; Rhabditidae.